Teleopsis dalmanni is the source of this 1001-nucleotide messenger RNA. RefSeq names its product homeobox protein 5-like. Gene Ontology annotation, molecular function: G protein-coupled receptor activity. Lineage: Eukaryota; Metazoa; Arthropoda; Insecta; Diptera; Diopsidae. Gene Ontology annotation, cellular component: membrane. The record is from RefSeq and is a predicted model, not a curated record. The transcript has 5 exons. The coding region runs from base 1 to 720 and encodes 239 amino acids.
AUGCUCGUUAUCACAAAUCAGUCACAUUUGGGCAUUGACAAUUUUCUGCUGAACAACGACAAUGGCCAACAAUACUCCUAUUAUGAUACUCAGGACAAUUUUAACAGCAAUACGAAUAACAACCACAACAACAAUAACAAUAACAACAAUGAAAAUGCUAUUAGGAGCAAAAACAAUAACGAUAUGAUUACUGGCAAUGUCCUUAAAAUGAACUCAACUGAAUCUGGCACCCAUUCACCAUUGUCCAUUGACAAUAUUGAUGAAAUCAAUCAAAGCGCUGAACUGCAAUGUCUCCUACAAGAGCACAUUGAAACAUCAACCUUUGGAAAUACAAGCGACUUCUGCUUUACUCAGUUUGAUACAAUCCUUUGCUGGCCACGCACACCGCGUGGAACGCUUGCUGUUCUACCCUGCUUGGAUGAGCUUCAAGGAAUUCAAUAUGACAGUUCACGUAAAUAUACAUCAAAAAACUUCUCUAAGGAUGGUUCACCAAGACCUGAAAGUACUCGUCCACUUACAUCUUAUUAUGGCAAAGGGAAACGUGAAUCCUGUGUAUCGUCGGCAACUACAACUACAAUAAUUGGACAUAAUCCACCCAUGACACUGCAACGUGGCUCUAAUGGUGCAUUGCACAUGUUGCCAACUGCAACGACAUUGACUGUAAUGCCGCGUGCAAUAAGUCCACUGAUGAGGGGCGGACUGGAAGAAAAUUCGGUGUAAACAUUGCAAAUGCAUCUGAACGUCUUUCAAUAGAAAAUAUAAAUUUAGAAAUUUUAGAACCCAAAAAACUUGACAAAGAAAUUCUAUUUAUCUAUAAAUAUUUAGUAUAAAUAAAUGUUUAUAUAUAUAUGUGUAUAUGCAUAUAUAUGCAAACAUUGAACAGAAAGGAGCUUUAAUUCUCAUUUAGUCAAGAAGGACUUGUUAAGCAGAACAAAAGAAGAAAAAUUCGAUACUUCAAAACAAAGAAGGACUGCUGAAUUUAUUUAUAAAGUUUUAAUUUA